AUGAUACAUGUUACAUCAUCUCUCAAUUACAGCUCAGCAUUUCUGCCAAGACCACCUGUGGUAACAAUAAUGGGCCAUGUUGACCAUGGCAAAACAACGCUACUAGACACUUUACGAAAGUCAUCUGUUGCUGCUGGAGAAGCUGGGGGAAUAACUCAGCAUAUUGGUGCAUUUUCAGGUAAAAUAAAAGACAACAACAAUGACAAAUUUGAUUAUUAUUUUGUUACAUCUGGGCAGUAAAUACUGUCUGAAAUUACCAAUUUACCAACUGCUAAAAAUGUAAGUAGUAACUAACAAAUUAAAGAAAGAAAUGUUUAACAAUUACCAUGAAUUGAAUGACAUUAGAAAGAAAGACUUGGUUGAAAAAAAAAACUUCUUUGAUUGACACUAUCCACAAGAAGCACAGGUUAAUUGUGGUAGGCAGUGACAACAGUUUAUAAAAAGCCUACGUGUAGAAUAAGUUUAAGGUGAAAAUGUGUAGAAAGUUUACAUUUUAGAGGAUCUGAGUGCCCCUCUGUUUUCUAAGUGUACAAAAUUCAUUUCAUAUGUGAUUCCGGUGAAAGGAAACUUACUGUCAGCCCUGAAUUUACAUUGAUAUUUAUACUCUUAGGCCCUGUUCAAACGUGAAACUUUUCGUGUACCGAACUUAAUCCCUCAAUUAAGUACAUGAAAAGAUCAACGUUUGAGUCAAUUGAGUCCAACAUUAUUUUAUUUGGGCUGACCCAUGAAUUAAGAUCGAGUGGCCCACAUGGUAAUUUCAACUGUGGAGCGUCUCAGUAACUUCAAACAUCAAACUUUUAAUAGCAUAUUUAAUUAGCAUAAUUUAUUUUCACUGGUAAGCACUUUAGAUGAUUGUAAUGAAUCGAGUAUGACUAUUAAAUUUGAUUUUUAUUUUCAUGUUUUAUAGUCCAAGUCCCUGGUGCAGAGAAGACAAUAACAUUUAUUGAUACUCCUGGUCACGCAGCAUUUGAAACCAUGCGGGCUAGAGGAGCUAAUAUUACAGAUGUGGUUGUUCUUGUGGUGGCAGCAGAUGAGGGUGUCAAACCACAGACUGUGGAAUCCAUAAAGCAUGCCACUAAUGCAAGAGGUAUUAGACCAUCAGUACAAAGGAGUCCAUGAAAUUAAAUGAAUGUGCGCUAUUUCAGUCUUAGAUUUAAAUCUUUUCUGAUAUGAAAAGAAAAAAAUAAAAAUAAUAUAUGGUCCUGUCAGAGAAGUGUGAACUGCCUCAAUAGAGUUUAGCUUUUGGUAAAUGGUCACCUUUAAGGAUCGACAUCAUCUAACUCAAAAGUUAUUGUGUAGAACCACUAUAGAAUGGUAUAAAACUCAAACUACAUCAGACGAAUGUUAAUUACGAUUAGCAAGAUUGUUUUCUCAGGAGUUGACAGUUUUAGGAUUUGAUUUUGUAAGGUGUUAUGUUAAAAUUAGAACCACAGUCUGUGGGCGAAAAGAAGUACAUGUAGUUGAAAUCAUAACUUGCUCAAAAAACAUUCAGCUGAUACUGUAGCUUUCAUUUCAUUGUGUACUUUAAAUUCAGAGUUAUGAAUAAUUAAUGUGGGAUUCAACAUUUUGAAUCGGAUUUUAAACUGUGUAUUCUUUGUUACCUGCAGUUCCAAUAAUUGUGGCAAUUAAUAAAAUAGACAAGCCAAGAAUCAAUGUGGUAUGUUGGAAAAUGAUAUAGAAAAAAACUGAUUAUUGUAAUAAUAUGUUGGUAUAGACUGUUGAAUUGUGAUGUUGUUUGCAAAGUUUGAAUUUUGUAGAAUUAAUAAGUCAUGCACAAAAUUACCACGUUCAUUAACAUUUUCUGAUAAUAAUAUGCAGAAACAAGUCAAGCAGCAGCUUCUUCAACAUGGAAUACAACUUGAGGAAUUUGGAGGAGAUAUUCAGGCAGUUGAAGUGUCAGCCUUAAAGGUACUAGAUCCACACUGGUUUUCACCAUUUUACAGAAACCGUUCAGACUUUUCAUAAUAAACAUAUUUUUCAAUAAAAAAAAACUUUCCAAGUUGAAAUCUGGAAAAUAUAUUGGACAAUUUUUUUCAAGCUUUAGAAGGUGCUGUAAUUAUAAUGGUCUACAUUUUGAACCACUCAUUUCAGCAGACGUUCUUUGGGGAGGAUUGCGUGACAAGUCAAAAUAAUGUCUGCUGGGAAGCUAAUCCAUGUGUGACCACCUACCAUAACCAACCACGUACCUGUUGUACAACCUGUAGUUAAUUUUUAAUCUCAGGGAAUUCUUCUUUUUCUUUUGUGUUUGGGUUUGGUAAUGUAUGCUAAUGAAGUUGAAGCAAAGGAAAAAUAAAAAAUUACCUGAGAUAAAAAAUUAACUACAACAUACCCAUACACCAAAAAUCUUAAGCCCUUUAAGCCCAAUAUCCACUUAGAAAUUUUCCGGACUGAUCUCUUUACAUUAACUUGAAAAAUUAGUUGAGAGAAUUAUAUUUUGUUGACCGGUCAAACUACUUUCCUUUUGGUGAUCACUAAUUUUUAUUAAUUCUUGUAACCUCUCUGUUACAGAGGGGCACUCUUGACUAGGAAUUAGCUGACAUAUAUUUCCAUUAACAGAUUUUAUAUUAAACCACCAUUUCUUUUCUUCUUGAAGGGAACCAAUCUUGAUGGACUGUUAGAAGCAAUCACAACCCUCGCAGAAUUGCAUGAUCUGAAGGCUAAGAGAGAUGGUCUUGCAGAAGGAGUUGUUCUGGAGUCAAGAAAGGACAAGGGGAAAGGGUACAUCUUGACAAAUUAAUAUACAGGCUUAUAUACUGAAGACCUUAAUACCACUUGCUGAAGUUAGGCAUACGUUUAUUUUUUGUGAAAGUCCAGGCUGGGAAGACUGGAACAGGUGUAUGCAGUAUGCCCAAUGUUGAUCACAUACAUUAGUACUAUCAUUACUCCAUGACAAUUACUGUCCGAUGUUUUUUCAGUGCUGUAGCAACAGUUCUUGUUAAACAUGGAACCUUAAAGAAAGGCAGCAUUGUUCUUGCUGAUGACACCUUUGCUAAGGUAACACUUUAUAUUAAACCGCACUUGUCUUAAUUCAUGGUUGUUAACAGCUUUCAGUGAAGUGAUUAGGUCAUGCAGCCAAGAGAAAUGCUAGAUUUCUAAUUUGGAGUCCAGCUUUGACCACUACAUGUGUAGCUGACUUUGUUUCGUGGUAGUUUCAAGCUCAACUCCCUCCAUUGUCAUGCUUGUAAAUAGCCAACUGGUAGGCCUCCUGCCGGAGGAUUCUAACUCUAAAAUGUAACAUUGUUAUGUUUUAGUUUAAAUUGUUUGUUUCCAGGACAGUAGACAGAUCAGAUGUAAAAGUAGAGGGCUUGGCAAUCAAUCGCUGAAGGCGAUUUCAGGCUUUCACUCUCUCACUGUACCCUUUUUCCCUAAAGAGGCAGCUCAAAAUUCAAAGUAGCCAAUUUUUUAGCCACUCGCUGGCACUUAAUGAGAAUCCUGUGUUUUAGUUGUUUGCACCGUCCAACUAAGCAUGAUUUUGUGCAGCAGAUACUGCCAAGAGAAAAUAAAGAUUUAUUAUCUCUACACUAUUAUUGUUACUUUCGUCACCAUCAUCAUCAUUGUAUCAAUAAUAUUUUGGCUGUCUCUGAUAGGUGCGCAUGAUGUAUGACAGUCAAGGCAAAGUUUUGUCACAAGCCACACCCUCCAUCCCUGUGGAGGUGUUAGGGUGGAGAGAACUGCCUUCAGCAGGGGAUGAAGUUUUUCAGGUCACGUCAGAGGUGAAUACUGUCAUGAAGUCACUUUUUCUGCCAUUUCUCUUUGUAGGGCGUUCUUAAGCAAAAGAGUUUGGUGAUGUCUCUGACCUCACAGACAACAACAGAGAGUUUGUUUUGUUUUUCACUUUUGUUGUUGUUGUUGUUUUUUUUGCUUGGGGACACCUCUGUUUGUCAUGUGCAGUAAAUUAUUGAAAGCUUUCGUAAACCAUCAGAGUAAUCAACAUCAACUCUUUCAUAGCAUUGAAAAUUACUUUAAUAGGUAAUGAGAAUUAAUAAAAUGAUCACCUUCAAGACUGCGUAUCAGGAUCAGGGAUUAGGGAAUUUGUAUUGGGGUGUGUUACAGGUUGAAAUUACAUUCAGGUUAAAAAUAUUUUACCUAGGUUAAUUCUCAAUUUUCCUGUUAAAUUAUUCAUGCAUUUCGGGCUAGUAGACAAUGGAAAUUGAGAAUCAACCUAGUUUAGAAAAUUUUAUCCUGAGAAAGAAAGAAAGUGACUAAGUUGAGAUUGCUAAAAUUACAUAUUUGCCCAAAAGUAACUAUAAAGAUGGCCACAGAAUAGACUGUAAUGGGGUAGGGGCUCUGAGAGGCCAGCGGCACACACCAGCAAAAAUUAACCCAUGUACCCCCCCACCCCAGUCCCAAAGGUGUCCAUCUUACAGAGAGUUGACGGUAAAGGGAAAGUUAUUUUCUUACCUAGCACAUAUUUUAACCAUUUUGGAUUAUUUUUUCACAGCAAGAGGCUCAUGACUUUAUAAACAAGAGAAAAUCAGUACUUCAUGAAAACAGACUAUCAUCAGAUCUUGGGCAUAAUUUGUUAGAGGACGUUGAGCUCACUUACAAAGGAGAUCCUGCACCAAAGGAACCAAACAGAAUUUAUGAUUCUUCUGACAAGUUAAAUGUAGUUAUAAAAGGUUGGUUUGUUCAUAUGACUGUAGUUACAAUGAGGGACAAACGUGUUGACACACUUCAGUAAAAUGGCCCCUUUUUGCAUAGUGGAUAUACUUAUCCCCUUCCCCUGUCUACCCCAGCCCCUUCCCCCCAAAAUCAAUGUUGAAUUUUGGACUCUCAAGUCUUUUUUUUACUUCAGACAACAUUGAUUCAGGGGGUGAGGGGAGUUACGGCAUUUAAAAGAAAUGAAAUAAUGAAUGAAUUAAAUGUUUGUUAAAAGCACCCGUUUUAAACAAGUGUGUCAACUACUUUUGUCCCUGGUUGUAGCUAAGAAAUAAACAGGUCAUCCAGAUUUGUUAGCAAGGUGUGAGAAAUUGUCCUUGAUGUAUGAGAUCGAUGUCUUCAGUCCGCAGGUUAGAGACUCAUGGCGUACGAGAGCUGGCACUGAUAUAAAAUAUCAUUUUCUUAGCUACACAUGCACUGAAUACUGAAGUAUUUUCUUUCCUGUGUAGGUGAUGUUGAUGGUUCAAUAGAAGCCAUCAAUGAUGCUCUACAAACUUAUAAUUCACGGAAAAUUUCCCUAAAUGUUUUGUGCGCUGAGGUAGGAGCAGUCAGUGAAAAUGAUAUCAAACUAGCAGACACCUUUAAAGGUAAGUUUAUCUAGCUGCAUACCUAGUCUGAGAAAACAGCAAACAUUUCAUGAUGCCACCUUUGGAUUUCCCCUAGAAUGACUUCGGAGAAACCAGUGUAGAAAUUCCAUACUGCACACUUUGUGAGUGCCUAGUUUUCAGUGUCGUACCUCCAAAAAUAAAAAUCGAAACCAUUUGACUGAUGAAGUCAAGAAUCUGGGGGUUGAAAGUAGAUACAUUCAUUUGUAAUAACAAUAUAUAGCAAUCCAAGGGAAUCAAAGAAAGAAAAUGUUGCUAAUGCUUCUUGCAAGUGUAUUGAAUUUCAAUGGGGACAGAUGGAAAUAGUUUUUGCUUGAAAUAUCUAUAUAACGAAGUCAUAACAGUUCAUCAGUGGGAUAAUCACUCAAAUACGGUUGGAAAUGAAUGCCUUAAUAACCAGAUUGUUGAUUAAAGUUUUCCAUCACAUGUCUAUUGUCUUUGAAAGUUAAUGUUUUUAUUUGUCAUUUAAACAAUUAGGUGUGGUAUUUGGCUUUAAUGUAAAGAUGUCAAAGAAAACACAGUCCUUUGCAAAACAGCUUGGUAUCAGUGUUAAACACCACAAGAUUAUUUACAAGUUGCUAGAGGAUAUCAAGGUUUGUGUGAGACAGUGCAUGAACAAUACUUUAUUUCAGUCUACUGACAAAGGAAGACACCAUACACAGUAAAAGAAUUUGUCAAAACUUUUCUGCUAAGGGGUUCUUGAAGCCAGGACUAUAGACCCAACUUAGCAAACCUUAGUUUGUUUUUGUAAACAUCAUUCUGCUCCAGGGCCAGGUUGUUCAAAGCUGGGUAAAGAAAACCCAGGGUUGGUCUGAAAUUUGAAUUCUGAUAUGAAAACUUAAAUAGCGAGUUCAGUUUAAUUCUCUUUGUCUACAAUUUUUUGAGAGGAUGCUUCAAAUAAAAUAGAGAAAAUUAUAUUGGAGAAAUUGCUUUUGAGAAAAAGAAUAAGAGACUUGGAUUAAAAUUUAACCCUAGGUCAGCACUAUCAGCUAUCAAAGGGCCCAAUAGUAAAAGAAAGUUGAAAUAAAGUCGUCAGUACAGCUUCUUUCCUUGUACUUCAUCAUUAUACUCUCAUGAAGAGUCACUACCAUGAUGGUUAUUGCCCUUAAAUUUUGUAAAUUUUGAAUUUCUUUAAGAAUUGUUGAUCAUGAGAAGCAUUUCUUCAUUUGUGUUUCAUCCAAAUUCCAGACCCCAUGAAGUCAGUCUUGAUAAUCUUGGCUGCAUCUCAUAAUGGAUAAAAUAUGAAAAGAUAAUGUGGAAAAUUGUUCCGCCCCAGUUGUUCAAAAGGUGGAUUACACUAUUCACUGGAUAAAUCUCUAUCCUCUGAAGAGCCCAACUGGUUUCCCUAAUACUUGUACUUAUCCGCUGGAUAGUGAUUUAACCUGUGAAUAGCACUCUCCAACAUCUGAACAGUGUGGGCCUGCUUGUCACUGCAUGUGCAUGAACUGAAGUGCAAGCAGGUAAAGGCUAACCCUUAACUCCCAGAGUACCAUAAAUAGUGCCAGUUAAAGUUGAUUAGAUCACCAAUUGCAGUGUUCACUUUAAAUACCUUGCAUUCAGGAUGAGCUUUCAAACAGACUUCCUCCAUCUAAAGAAGAAACAGUCACUGGUGAAGCAUUAGUACGUAAAGUGUUUCACCUUACUGGCAUGCGCAAGGCUGUGGUGGCUGGCUGCAGAGUGAAAAUGGGGAGCCUUGCUCGGGAUAGCGUUUACAGAAUAACAAGGAAUGGCGAGGUUAUCUUUGAUGGUAAGUGGGUAUCUUUUUCUUACAUUGUUCAAACCUGGAAUUCUUUUGGAAUUACAUGCACCUGGUAAUUAUUAUUCGGUCUGUAAUCAUACGAGUGGUUAACAAACGCGGGAGUCCGAUUUGUUUAAUCACGAGUAUGAUUACAGACCGAACUGGACAACACGAAGUUCUGUGACCAAUUAAUCAUAACUUUAACAAAAUUUGUGAUAUAUUAGGCUCUUUUUUUUAAUCAAAACACAAGAAAUUCCGAGAUGUUUUUUGCUGGCAGUGAAAAAAAAAAAGCCAUUUAAUUUUUCUUUGUAAUUGGCACUGAAAAGCCCCUUUGGGGAAGUGGUCAAUAAACGUAUGUAUGUAUGUAUGUAUGUAAUGACUUCUGAGAAAUGAGUGUAUCAGUACCUAGUUUUCUGUGUCAUACUUCCAAAAAUAAAAAUUGAAACCAUUUGACUGAUGAAGUCAAGAAUCUAGGGGUUGAAAGUAGAUAGAUUCAUUUGUAAUAACAAUAUAUAGCAAUCCAAGGGAAUCAAAGGAAGAAAAUGUUGUUAAUGCUUCUUGCAAGUGUAUUGAAUUUCAAAGGGGACAGAUGGAAAUAGUUUUUGCUUGAAAUAUCUAUAUAACGAAGUCAUAGCAGUUCAUCAGUUGGAUAAUCACUCAAAUAGGGUUGGAAAUGAAUGCCUUAAUAACUAGAUUGUUGAUUAAAGCUUUCCAUCACAUGUCUAUUGUCUUUAAAAGUUAAUGUUUUUAUUUUCAUUUAAACAAUUAGGUGUGGUAUUUGGCUUUAAUGUAAAGAUGUCAAAGAAAACACAGACCUUUGCAAAACAGCUUGGUAUCAGUGUUAAACACCACAAGAUUAUUUACAAGCUGCUAGAGGAUAUCAAGGUUUGUAUGGAAUGACAGUGCAUGAACAAUACUUUAUUCCAGUCUACUGACAAAGGAAGACACCAUACACAGUAAAAGAAUUUGUGUCAAAACUUUUCUGCUAAGGGGUUCUUGAAGCCAGGACUAUAGACCCAACUUAGCAAACCUUAGUUUGUUUUUGUAAACAUCAUUCUGCUCCAGGGCCAGGUUGUUCAAAGCUGGGUAAAGAAAUCCCAGGGUUGGUCUGAAAUUUGAAUUCUGAUAUGAAAACUUAAAUAGAGAGUUCAGUUUAAUUCUCUUUGUCUACAAUUUUUUGAGAGGAUGCUUCAAAUAAAAUAGAGAAAAUUAUAUUGGAGAAAUUGCUUUUGAGAAAAAGAAUAAGAGACCUGGAUUAAAAUUUAACCCCAGGUCAGCACUAAUCGGCCAUCGAAGGGCCCAGUAGUAAAAGAAAGUUGAAACAAAGUUGUCAGUACAGCUUCUUUCCUUGUACUUCAUCAUUAUACUCUCAUGAAGAGUCACUGCCAUGAUGGUUAUUGCCCUCUAAAUUUUGUAAAUUUUGAAUUUCUUUAAGAAUUGUUGAUCAUGAGAAGCAUUUCUUCAUUUGUGUUUCAUCGAAAUUCCAGACCCCAUGAAUUUAGUCUUAAUAAUCUUGGAUGCACCUCAUAACAUGAUAAAAUAUGAAUAGAUAAUGUGGAAAAUUGUUCCGCCCCAUGCCAGUUGUUCAAAAGGUGGAUUACACUAUUCACUGGAUAAAUCUCUAUCCUCUGAAUAGCCCAAUUGGUUUUCCUAAUACUUGUACUUAUCCGCUGGUUAGUGAUUUAUCCCGUGAAUAGCACUAUCCAACAUCUGAACACCGUGGGCCUGCUUGUCACUGCAUGUGCAUGAAAUGAAGUGCAAGCAGGUAGAGGCUAACCCUUAACUCCUAAAGUGCCAUAAAUAGUGCCGUUUUAAGUUGAUUAGAUAACAGAUUGCAGUGUUCAUUGUACCUUGCAUUCAGGAUGAGCUUUCAAACAGACUUCCUCCAUCUAAAGAAGAAACAGUCACUGGUGAAGCAUUAGUACGUAAAGUGUUUCACCUUACAGGCAUGCGCAAGGCUGUGGUGGCUGGCUGCAGAGUGAAAAUGGGGAGCCUUGCUCGGGAUAGCUUAUACAGAAUAACAAGGAAUGGCAAGGUUAUCUUUGAUGGUGAGUGGGUAUCUUACAUUGUUCAAACCUGCAAUUCUUUUGGAAUUACAUGUACCUGGUAAUCUUCAGGAGACUGGCACUAGCAUUGCCAUCUCCUAAAGGAAAAUUGCUGCUUUAUCCCCAGUUGCUCACUACCACUAUUUUGGGGGAUAUUAUUUUGAGUAAAGCAGUGACUGUGAGGACAGCAACAAGAAUGGCAAAAAAGUGUACAUUUAGAUAAGCAAAGCAACAACUUCGCAGGUGCAUCACACUUUUUUGUACUUUUUUUGCCUCGUAGUGCCACCCCGACGUGAAACUGCCCAAUUUCAUGUUUUCUGGAGACCAUUACACGAGACAUUUUUUUUAUUCUUUUUCAAAACUUUGAUACAGUCCUUUAGAAUUCAUCUCCUGAAAAAAUUCACCAACAUUUGACAUUUGAAUCAGGGUGAAUUCUUUUUUAAGAGAUGUUUUCACUGCGGUCAUCAUCGUUGUUGUUUAAUGCUCCCUAAUUAUUAAGGAAAGUGGGAUGAAAGGAGUGAUGGGAAGUGGAGAAAAAAACUUUCCCCUUCUCUCUUUUUCCUUCCCAUCACUCUGCUCUUGUGCUCUGUGCUUGCCCCUCUCAUGCCUCUCACUUGUCUCCCGCUCUCAUGCCUCUUGCUUGUCUACUAAGCAUUGGGAAAGCUUGUGAAGAAGGCAGGGAAAAUUGCCCUUAGAACCAAACCUGGCCUGUAUAAAGCACAUAAAAUUAUUUCAUGCACUGAUGGUUGAAUGUGUGAGGUCAAUAAGUAAUGAUAACAGGACUGAGUGAAGUCCAAUUCGGUCUGUAAUCAUACGAGUGGUUAACAAACGCGGGAGUCCGAUUUGUUUAAUCACGAGUAUGAUUACAGACCGAACUGGACGACACGAAGUUCUGUGACCAAUUAAUCAUAACUUUAACAAAAUUUGUGAUAUAUUAGGCUCUUUUUUUUAAUCAAAACACAAGAAAUUCCGAGAUGUUUUUUGCUGGCAGUGAAAAAAAAAAAGCCAUUUAAGCGUGCACAUGAUGGCGUGUACUGUCCACGUACUUAGGUAUGACGCGUACUGUCCUAUUUAACUGUCCUAUUAAGGCUGAAAUCAGGGCAGUUAAUAGCCAAUCAGAUUUAAGAAUUUUGUUAUAGUUAUGAUUAAUAUAAUAAUAAUAAUAAUAAUAAUAAUAAUAAUAAUAAUAAUAAUAAUAUUUAAAGAGGGAGCCCAACUCGCCUUGGUGGUUUUCAGUGGGGCCCUCAUUUCUAAAAUUUCCCUCAAUUCCUAAAAGUCUGGAAGCCAUAUCUCAGGAAUUCCUAUCAGUGCCUCAGGAAAUUGUUUGGAGGACAAUAUCCUUCAAAUUGAGUGCUUGGAGGUUCCCUAAAUUUUUAGUGUCUUGAAUUUGAACCCCAUGGAAUGUCGAAUCAGAGACCAACACAUGGGUUAUCCCCCAGAAAUUCUUGAUUUCAUAUCUCUGGGAACCACUUGAGGUCAUACCCAAACAAUUUAUUGGACAGACCAAUUUUCCAUAGAUUCUUGAGGUAAUUGUGAAAACUCAGGGAACCCCAGCCAAAGAGAAUACCAUUAUAUGGUCAGGCAAACACUCCUAAUGUUUGUUUCUCAAGGGAUCUUCAGGAAUACUGUUCAAUUUUGUCAGUCAAAUAUAUUUUCAAAGUGAUGAAUAUGAUGCCUUUUUUCUUUCAAAAGGAAAGUUAUCAACCAUGAAGCGUGGACAGGAUGACAUUAGCCAGGCCAAAAGAGAAACAGAAUGUGGCUUAUCAUUUGAAAAAUUCACAGAUGUUGAAGAAGGAGAUGUUGUACAGUGCUACACUAUAACUGUGACAAAACAACCUAUUGAUUGGGAUUGGGGUUUCUGA
Molecule: messenger RNA, 10909 nt
Organism: Porites evermanni
Lineage: Eukaryota; Metazoa; Cnidaria; Anthozoa; Scleractinia; Poritidae
Source: the annotation of a GenBank genome assembly